Lates calcarifer (barramundi perch) is the source of this 4012-nucleotide messenger RNA. Its product is annotated as mitogen-activated protein kinase kinase kinase kinase 3. Gene Ontology annotation, molecular function: ATP binding; MAP kinase kinase kinase kinase activity. Lineage: Eukaryota; Metazoa; Chordata; Actinopteri; Centropomidae. The coding region runs from base 916 to 3456 and encodes 846 amino acids. Gene Ontology annotation, biological process: protein phosphorylation. The record is from RefSeq and is a predicted model, not a curated record. The transcript is spliced from 32 exons.
CCAGUCUGAGUGGAUGAGAGGGGGAUGCAGAAAGUCCUUGAUCCAGUGGUGGACUCCGUCAUAGGAUCUUAAGGCGGUGUUCCAGUCCUCGAGGAGGGUUCUGACCUCAGGGUGAAGGGGAACCUGGAUGAGUCCCAGUAAGUCCCUCAGACCAGGUCUUAACAGUCUUGUUUGAGUGAACCUGGUCUGGUGGAUUUCCUCCUGUAAGCAGAGACCAGCUUGGUGAUCCGGAUUCUGCAGAAAGUUCAGAUGAGUCUUUGUUUCUGUCUCAGCUGUCAGUCUAACAUGUCCGGCUGGAACAGCACUCUGAACUCGUCUGAUCUGAUGUCCAGGGUGCGGUGGUUCCUGUGGUCCAGACCAGCACCCACACCUGCCAGAGUCUCCUCCUCCUCCACCUCCUCCUCCACCUCUGAUCAGGAGAUCUUGGCUUCACUAACUUUUACAUCAGUGAACAGAUGAACAGUGAGGAGCAGCGCAUCGAGACGCCAUCUUGGUUCUGUUUCAUCAUCACGUCCUGAUGGUUCAGGUGUCACAUGGAAGACUUCAUUUGUUUUAAGGUGGAUCAGGAGUCGCUCUGAUUGACCUGAAAUCACUGAAUUAAAAUCAAUAAUAAAAUUUAUCUCUGACGUCUCCUCAGCUUCAUUUGAACAAGUUGUUACAGAAAACCUCAGAUUUACUCUGAUCAGCUGCAAAGAUUCACUACGAAGAUUCUGACGUUCAUCUGUGGACACGAUGCUGUAAUCCAGAUCCAGAUUCUAGUACUGAGUCUAAAUGUCGUCCUGAGUUAAAGGAUUGUCGAGUCUCUGAGUCGUCAUCAAUCCAUAUUCACUCAGGAGACUCUGAGCUGCUGCAGGUCACACGUCCUCACACACCUGCACAGGUGAGGACUUUGCGGUGGUGCAGCAGGAGAUCCUGAUGAUGAAGGACUGUAAACACUCCAACAUCGUGGCAUACUACGGCAGCUAUUUCCGGGAGAAGUUGUGGAUCUCUAUGGAGUUCUGUGGAGGAGGAUCACUGCAGGACAUCUACCACAUAACGGGUCCUCUGACGGAGUCUCAGAUUGCCUACGUCCUGAGGGAAACUCUGCAGGGUCUGUUCUACCUGCACAGUAAGGGAAAGAUGCACAGAGACAUCAAGGGAGCGAACAUCCUGCUGACUGACAACGGAUAUGUCAAACUGGCGGACUUUGGUGUGUCGGCUCAGAUCACCAUGACCAUCGCCAAGAGGAAAUCCUUCAUCGGGACUCCGUACUGGAUGGCUCCAGAGGUGGCGGCGGUGGAGAGGAAGGGUGGCUACAACCAGCUCUGUGACAUCUGGGCCGUCGGCGUCACCGCCAUCGAACUGGCAGAGCUGCAGCCGCCUAUGUUCGACCUCCACCCUAUGAGAGCUCUGCUGCUGAUGACCAAGACCAACUUUCAGCCUCCAAAACUGAAAGACAAGGUGAAGUGGACCGGAAACUUCCACCAGUUUGUAAAAGUUGCUCUGACCAAGAACCCGAAGAAACGACCUGCUGCUGACAAACUGCUGCAGCACCCAUUUGUGUCUCAGCCUCUCAGUCGGACUCUGGCCAUCGAGCUGCUGGAUAAAGUCACUAACCCAGACCAGAUGUCCUACCAAGACCAGCAGGACCACCUGGAUGAUGAUGAGACCGACACUGAGGUGGUGUCUGUCCCUCAGAGGAUCCCGUCUGGAAACACCAGGGAAGGAAAAACACUAUCAGAGAUAAACUUCGAUCAGAUGAAGUUUGAUCCUCCUCUCAGGAAAGAGACUGAAGCUCAUCAGGAAGAGUGUGACUCUGAUCGUUUCCUGGACUGUGAGGAGGACCUCUACUUCACCGCCAGAUCUCACCUGGAGCUGCAGAUGGAGGACGAGGAGGCUGCUACAGGAUCAGGAUCAGGAUCUGUCCUCGGUGGAAACAGGGCUCAUGACACUCACCUGCAGGGCAGGGCUGCAGGUGAGACUGCAGGUGAGGCUGAGGUGGAUGAUGGCUGUGUGGAGGGAGGGGAUGGAGAUGACCAAUCAGGAAGUUCUGAUGCUGCAGAUCACCCUGAGAACGAGGAGAAUGAACCGCUGCAUGUAAAAGACUUGACACUACGGCCCAACCCUCCUCCUGAAGCUCUGCCCCCUCAGGAAGGACCCCUACCCCCUGAUCACCGCAGCGACCAGGACCUGGGUACCAUCAAGCAUCAAUCUCUAUCAGGAAGCCCCACACAGUCCACCACCCAGGGCCCCCCCAGACCUCCACCCCCCAAACUGUCCCCCCAGAGACUCAGCAACCGGGGCACGGCUCUGUCCUCCGAUCGUCAGCCUGUGGCACCUCCUGCUGUCCACAGUAGGAAGGACAAGAGAGAUCCUCCAAAACCAGCCAGUAAUGGACUCCCACCAACUCCCAAAGUCCAUAUGGGAGCUUGUUUCUCGAAGGUGUUUAAUGGCUGUCCUCUGAAGAUCCACUCUGCUGCAUCCUGGAUCAGCCCCGACACCAGAGACCAGCAUCUGAUCUUUGGAGCUGAGGAGGGAAUAUACACCCUGAACCUGAAUGAGCUGCAUGAGAACUGUAUGGAGCAGUUGUUUCCUCGCAGGUGUACCUGGGUUUAUGUGAUGAACAACACUCUGAUCUCCAUCUCAGGUAAAGCCUCUCAGCUGUACUGCCACAGUCUGCCCGGUCUAUUUGAACAGGCUCGACAGAAACAGAAGCUGCCAGUUUCCAUCCCAACUCACCGCCUGCCGGACCGCAUCCUGCCCCGGAAAUUUUCCAUAUCCAAUAAGAUUCCUGACACUAAAGGUUGUCUGAAAUGCUGUGUAGUGAGGAACCCCUACACAGGUCAUAAGUACUUGGGAGGAGCCUUCCAAUCAGGAGUGGUCCUACUGGAGUGGGUGGAGCUGAUGCAGAAGUUCAUGCUGGUGAAGAAUGUUGACUUCCAGCCACCGUGUCCUCUGGAGGUUUUGGAGCUACUGGUUGUGCCUGAGCAGCCGUACCCUCUGAUCUGCGUCGGCCUCAGCAUAGGAACCAAACCGAACCAACCUGUCAGCUUCCAGACCCUCGACCCCAACUCCUCCUGCCCCACACCUCCUCAUUCAGAAAAUCCUCAGAGUUGUGUGAUCCACGUCACUCAGCUGGAGAGAGACACCGUCUUGGUCUGUCUGGAUCGUUGUAUAAAGAUUGUGAAUCUCCAGGGGAAUCUGAAGUCCAGCAAGAAGCUGUCAGCUGAGCUCACCUUCAACUUCCAGAUCGAAUCGAUCGUCUGUUUACAGGACAGUGUUUUGGCCUUCUGGAGACACGGCAUGCAGGGACGGAGCUUCAGAUCUAAUGAGAUCACUCAGGAGAUCAGUGACAUCAGCAGGAUGUUCCGCCUGUUGGGCUCUGACAGGGUGGUGGUUCUGGAGAGCAGAGCGACAGAUAAUCCGACUGAACACAGUAACCUGUACAUCCUUGCUGGACAUGAAAACAGCUACUGAGACCAAACCAGAGCUAAAUCAGAACUAAACCGAACCAGGACUAAACCAGGACAGAACUAGGACCAAAUUAGGUACCAGUCUGGUGUAAGAUGCAGUCCAGAACCAGAAUCUGUUCGCUGCCUUAAUGUCAUAUUUCUAGAGAACCAAACCAGAAGUCUGAAGUCCUGCUGUGAGUUCUGAACAGAAUCAGUAUUCAAGUACCAGAGUAAACAACUUUUAUUUUCUGUCGAUGGAUAAUUCACAUGUUGUUCCUCAGUUCACCAGCAGGGGGCAGAAGCUCUGAGCAGUUCCUGUCUCUGUUUCCUGUUUGGAUCCAGACUGAGGCUGAAGAUCAAACUCAGUUUUAUUAUGUUCACACGUUUAUUUUUAGUUUGUCUGACUGAAGUCAUAUGAUCAAUAUAAUCAGUCACUUCCUAUCAGAGAUCUGAAGUGUAACGGUACAAAGAUCUGUCCUCAGAGAACCAGGGUUACAGUAACCAACAUACAAGCUGCUUCUAUUCUUUUCUAUUCUGACAUGUAAAUACUGUAAAAUAAAAACUUCUUUUAUACUCUCGGA